AUGGGGUCGACGCGGUUGUCUGCGGAGCAGGUCACGCGCGGCGUGAACGACAUCUCCAAGGACAACCUUGGGGAUGACUGGCGAUUCGGCAAGGCGCCGUGGCGCUGGUGGCACCAGAGGAGCCCGCGACUCACGACGGAGAGGAGGUGGCCGAGUCCGACGCCGGCGCUGGGCGUCGUGCGGCGCCGCAACCCCUCCUAUCGAUCCCAUCUCCCUCCUCUGCGCUCGCAUCUCUCCCCCCUCGAUCCCCCUCUCUCUCUCGUGCCCGAUCCCAUCGCCUCUCCACUGCCUGCAUCGCCAUGGCCGCCGGCCUUCGCCCCUGCCGGCCCCGUCGCCUCUGUGCGCGAGCGCCGAGCGCCCACCUCCUCCCUCGCGCGGCUCCUUCCCUGCCUCCUCCGCAAGCCACUCAUCGUCGUCGCCCUCAUCUUCCACCAUCGUUGCCCCUGCAGCCUCCCCUCCUCCACGUCGUCGCCUCCCCAUGGCGCCGCGACCGACCUCCCGCGUCCGCCAUCGGCUCCUCUGCUUCGCCCGUCCCUUGCUCCGCUUCCAUCGCCGGCGACCACGACCAGCCACCUCCCUCCUUGGAGCUCCCAUGGCCGCCACACCCUGUUCCACCUCGCCUCCACCUGGAUCCGCUCCACCUCUCCCACGCGUCUCCUCCAUCAGCAGCCGGCAACGUCCGAGGGAAGCCGAGCACCUCCAUCCCCAUGGUGCUGCGACCCCAUCUCCUGCGCGAGAUCCGCAUCGCCGCAAUUCUGCUCCAUGCGCCCAUCUCUGUUGCAUCGCCGUGGCCCUGUUCGCGUGAAGCCCCGGCCUCCUGUACCCGUGCUGCACUUUGAUGCCCGCUAUCAUCAUGCACCUUCACUUGCUGUUGCUGUUGGCGUCAAGACCGUGGGUGCCCAGUUCGUCUUCCGCCAUCUCUGGGAUUCGCCAAGUACCAUGACGCCCCCCCCCCCCCGAAGUGUUCGGGUUCGACAAGUCCGAUGUCGUGCUUGUACAACUACGCUGCCAAGUACCUCUACCGGUGACUCGAACAACUACCGCAAACGUGUACAACUACCGUCGCCAAGACCGUCAAGUUCGACUACCACCGACGUGUACAACUUCAGUUGCGAGAACGUCUACUUCUACUACGACACGAGUACAACUACUUCCACUACGAGAUGUACCUCUACCGUCGCCGUGAACAACUACUUCCCUCGACGACUCGAACCGCUCCGAAAACGCACGCUUCGAAGCUUCGGUUUCGUUCCGGAGUUGUGAGGAUUCGUUCG
This is a messenger RNA of Triticum aestivum (bread wheat), 1274 nucleotides long. Its product is annotated as vegetative cell wall protein gp1-like. NCBI's taxonomy places the organism in Eukaryota, Viridiplantae, Streptophyta, Magnoliopsida, Poales, Poaceae. The coding region runs from base 1 to 1263 and encodes 420 amino acids. The transcript has 4 exons. The record is from RefSeq and is a predicted model, not a curated record.